CUUCAUCGGUCGCGAAGUCUCGCGAUUAUAAAUUCUUGAUCAGUAUACGUUAAUACGAUAAAUUUAAAAUGAUUAUCGUUUUGCAAAGAUAAAGAUAAAAGAUAAAAAUAUAGUGCUAGUGAAUUAGUGUGCGGACUGUAAUGCAUUCUUGACUAUUGUGAAAAACUUGUUUCGCAGAAUUUUUACUUUUUCUCUUCAUUUUUUCGAAAACAUGCUCGUAAAUUGAAAAUCGAACAAUUUUUACAACAUCGAGUGAUAAUACAUUUUGGUCGAGAUACCAAGACAGUUCAGUGUUCUUGCAUAUUAUCGGAUUCUUAGUUAUCCAUAUAAGUAUAUCAAUCGGUGUAGUGUUAUUAAUAAGCAAUUAUAGAAUCGUCCCAGCUAGACUGACGAUUUACGUUCGAAAACGAUUUACGCAUCAUCUGUCUGCUUUGCUAUAUUUAUUGCUCACCAUUAAUUUGUACUUUUUGUGUAUUAGCCAUAUUAUCUUCGUGAACUGUCAGUGUAUAUAAAAUCGGUUAUAAAUAUUGAAACGCUUGAAAAUUUGAUCUUUAUGUUAUUCAAAAACUGUUGUUUUUUUAAUAGCUUAUAAAUUUAUAUAUUUUUUAUUUUACAUUCCAAUUGAGUCUAUAAAUCAAUUGCGGCGAUCGUCAAGCACACGGGCGCGAUUUAUAAACAAGAAUCACACACUUUCCAUUUCGAGUUAUUUUUUAAUUUCCUAUUAUUGUUCUACCACUAUUUCAUUUCUUUCGUUUCCGGUCUAUCUGUACAUUAUAAAACGACUACGUCGCACGUCUCAACAUGGAUUUACGAAGAAUGUCUAAUUGGAAUGUCCUGAGCGUGGAGGCCGCUCUUCAGCAGUUAAACAGUCACGAAGACGACGGCACGGAAAGAAGAUUAAGACGUCCCAACACGACUAUCGAAAAACUCCCGGAUAAGGUUAUUUUGAAUAUCUUCAGUUACCUGUCGCAUCGCGAAAUCUGCAGGGUCGCUCGUGUUUGCAAACGGUGGCGACAGAUCGCCUACGACACCAGACUAUGGAAAUACGUGUCCCUGAGACCGGAAGUCAGCGGUCUUCACGUUGGAUCACUUGAAAGUCUUCUUCAAUUAAUCAGUACUCGUUUUGGACCUUCUCUACGUUACAUCGAAUUGCCAAUCGAACUUAUCACUCAUACGGUUCUACAUGAAUUGGCGAACAAGUGUCCUAAUUUAACUCACAUGUUAUUAGAUUUCUCAACUGCCAUGCAGUUGCACGACUUUUCGGAGAUGCAGGCAUUUCCCACAAAACUAAAAUACAUGUGCAUAUGUCUGUCCGAGGUCAUUUUCAUGGAAGGUUUCAUGAGAAAAAUUUACAACUUCAUAAACGGCCUUGAAAUUCUUCACCUGAUUGGAACCUACGAAAAGGUUGAAGAAGAGGAAGAGGAGAUCUACGAGGUGAUAAACGUUCAUAAAUUAAAAUCAGCCACGCCAAAUCUUCGGGUAAUCAAUCUCUACGGCAUCAACUUUGUCGACGACUCUCAUAUAGACGCCUUCUCCUCGAACUGCAUCCAAUUAGAAUGUCUGGCUGUGAAUUUCUGUGCUAAGGUCACCGGCUCCACUAUGAAGACCCUGUUUCAGCGUAGCCGACGACUACGUUGUCUCCUGAUGCAAGGAACCAACCUCCAAAGCGAGUACGUCAUGCAGGUGGAAUGGGAGAAGUCCAGCAUCCAGGAACUUGACAUCACAGCCACUGAUGUCUCGACCGAGUGCCUGAUCGAUAUGCUCACAAGGAUUCCUGGUUUGCGCUUCCUGAGCGCCGGUCAGCUUAAUGGCUUCAAUGACAGCGUCCUAAAAGCUUGGACCGAGCUUGGCAAUCCUCGAAAUUUGAUAGCACUUGACCUCGCUAGUUCUGACAACCUCACUGACGAUGGUCUCCAUAAAUUCCUAUCGCGACACGGUCAUCAACUCUGGGGAAUUGUUCUAUCUGGCAUGCAACACAUUACGGAUCAACUCUGGCAAAGCGUUUUGCCGAUCUUAACAAACGCUAAAAUCGUCGUCAUGGGAACUCAGGACAGACUGGGUGUCAAUAUUCACGUGGAUCAACUUAUGGAUGGAAUAGCUAAUAAUUGUCCUAAUUUGGAGCGACUCGAGUUACGUUGGGAUCCAGAGAAUUUAAGAUUUUCGGACAAAAGUCAAAAGGCUAUCGAUAUACUUCGUGUCAAGUGUAUAAAAUUACGCUGUUUGGUUUUGAGCGAUGGACGAUAUUACGAGAUAGUAAAGGCGAAUUUCGAGAGAGCUGACAGGACUACUGUGGUGCGAACCACCACUUGCUGCAGAGUAUCGAACUACUAUCUCCUGCAAAACUACAAGGAUCUGAUUUUCAAUUGACAUCGUAUUUUUGAGAAUAUCAGAAUAACCUUAAGUGCCUCUUACAAAAGUACUAAAUACUAUAAAAGUCAUAUAUAUAAUAAAAAUAUAGUGCCUCCGACAA
Cephus cinctus (wheat stem sawfly) is the source of this 2470-nucleotide messenger RNA. It is a transcript of the gene FipoQ, whose product is annotated as F-box/LRR-repeat protein 7. Lineage: Eukaryota; Metazoa; Arthropoda; Insecta; Hymenoptera; Cephidae. Gene Ontology annotation, cellular component: SCF ubiquitin ligase complex. The transcript is spliced from 7 exons. Gene Ontology annotation, biological process: positive regulation of protein ubiquitination; SCF-dependent proteasomal ubiquitin-dependent protein catabolic process. The coding region runs from base 802 to 2367 and encodes 521 amino acids. The record is from RefSeq and is a predicted model, not a curated record. Gene Ontology annotation, molecular function: protein binding.